Messenger RNA from Musa acuminata AAA Group (dessert banana), 2335 nucleotides. Its product is annotated as BOI-related E3 ubiquitin-protein ligase 1-like. The record is from RefSeq and is a predicted model, not a curated record. Gene Ontology annotation, molecular function: ubiquitin-protein transferase activity. The coding region runs from base 1102 to 1971 and encodes 289 amino acids. The transcript has 5 exons. Lineage: Eukaryota; Viridiplantae; Streptophyta; Magnoliopsida; Zingiberales; Musaceae.
CCCUUGUGCAAGUCACGGCCAUGGCGGGGCGACGUUGGAUGGUCCUGCAAGAUCAUUCUUUGCUUGACGAAUCAGUGGACGGAAGAGACUGGUGAGCCGAACGAGGACAAAGGCUUGGUGGACUUGCUUGCUUUCCGACUCAGCGUGUCUACGUUCCUAUCCGAUCCAUUGUGGAUUCUACCUCUGAUUAGAAUGUGCAAAUAAAUGUUUCGUGAAGUCGAUUGGAUAGAGUAGGGAGGAAGAUUGGAAUGAACAACGGGAAGCCGCCCUGGCAAAAGUCCGAACUCGCACGCGAAGUGUUCGAUGUAUUGCUUCUGCCUCCCCCCUGCUUUUCAAUACCUAACAAAUCCAUGGGCGCAUCUUUGAUGUUGCCGUCCCUCCUCUCCCAUUGCUAUGUGUGCGCUACAGAGUGCAGCAGGACUACCAAAUCCUCUUUGGAUGCAGCGACAGCUACCAAGAGGGGGCCUGCUGCAUAAUGGAUGGAUUCGAUGCUCAGCCAUGACAACAACCUCCUUGGAAGACUCGCGUCAGUAUCGAUUUCACCAUCCUGAUUGCACAUCAGGAGGAAGUCACUCUGAAGGGAAAGAAGGAGAAAAGAAUGGGCUGAUGGUUUAUUGGAGAAAGCUAAGAGAAAGGAACAACACAAGAAACAAGAACAAUAAAUGGAAAUCCAAGCAGCAACAAGCACACAGGAGUCCCUGCUAUAUCCCCCCAUGUACAAACAAGCAAGCGAUUGCCAGGCAACAUCAUCCCAUUUAUAUCAUCCCCACAUGCCUACAGGCUGCUCAUCAUUAGCAAACUCACCUGGAAAAUCUCAACACAUGAUGCGGCCCUGCAGGUGAGGAGAAGUGGAUCGAUCCAUUCGAGAAGAGAGAUUGAUGGUCGGCAGCUGCUCCUGCCUUGAGAAGAAUUCCAACUCACCAUCCUCCUCUCCCUCUUCUUUGUGUGCUUGAGAGAGAGCAGAAGCAAGCCAUCCUUUUGACUGUUCCUUUGCGCUUUUUUCUGCGUUAAGGGAAGAGGAAGAGCAGGGAAAAAGAGUUACCACUUAUUGCUUUGUGCUCAUCAAUGGAUUGACGCAGAAGCGAGCGGGAGCGGAAGGAGAUGGACUUCUCUCAGGCCGUCCUCGAUCCGUCCGCCAAUGGAGCGGCGCCGAAUCCCAGGAAGAGAGAUAGGGAGAUCGGAGUCCCGGUGGCGAUGGCAUUACCGCAGCAGAACCGAUCUAUCGACCUCUUAUCGUUGCAACCACAGCCUCCGCUUCCGCCCCCGGCGUUGGUCCGCUUCCCCCAGCUUCAAAGCCAUCCUCCUGCCGUCGUCUCCACGGGCCUUCGCCUCUCCCCCGAGGAAGGACUCCUUUCCACUUUUUCUACCUCUUUUCUCUCUUCCAUUUUCUCUGAGGAGCUCGCCGCCCAUCUCAACCAACAGAAGGGAGAAAUCGAGCAGUUCCUUUGCGCCCAGCGAGAUCAGCUGCGGCGGGCGUUGGCGCAGAAGCGGCGAAGGCACUACCGUUCUUUAAUAGGUGCGGCGGCGGAGUCGGCCGCACAGAGGCUACGUGAGAAGGCGGCGGCGGUGGGGCGGUUGACGCGGCGGAUCAUCGAGCUCGAGGACCACCUUGCCCGCCUCCGAACCGAGUCCAUGGCGUGGCAAGCCAAGGCCAUGGCCGACCAGGCGACGGCAGCUUCUCUCGAGGCCCAGCUCCAACAGGCGGCCGCGGCUGCAGCGUCCCGGGCGCAGGGUGGCCCGUGCGGCGAGUCGAUACCGGCCGAGGACGCGGAGUCGGUCUACGUGGACCCGGACCGAGUCGAGAUGAAGCGGGCGUGCCGCGCGUGUCGAGGGCGACUGGCUUCGGUGGUACUCCUCCCCUGCCGCCACCUCUGCCUCUGCGACGCCUGCGACGGCGGGGAAAGCCCGGCCGAGUCGUGCCCGGUUUGCGGCUGUGUCACAACUGGGAGAAUCCGAGUCUUGCUCGGUUGAGGCGACGAAUCCCAGCCGUCCAAAAUCCCCAUGAACAAAAGAAAAUAAAAAAUAGAAAACGUAAAACAUUAAAGAAAAAGAGAGAAGAAAAAGGAAAAGAAAAGAUGAGGAGAAGUGUCGGGAUUUUCUAACUCAUCUUUUUCCUUUUCCUUUCAUCUCCCUUCAAUAUUUUUGGCUUCUUUUUCUCAUUUCUUUCUUCCUACUCUUACGUGGAGAGGUGACAACGGUGAUAGAUAAGAUAAGAAGAAAGAAUAAGAGAGGAUCGAAUUUACUUUUUUGGUUAGACAAAAAUCAUGUAAUAAAUUUAAAAAUUAAGGAUAUAUUUACAAAAAGACUGUAUAUACAUACCUAUGUGAAUUCUCAA